AUGGGCAUCAAGAAUAGACCAGAGCAGGGCCCUCGCACCGAGGCCUCGAUGAAACAGAGACGCCCGGUGCUUCUGGAGGCUAAGCUGUGCCCAACCGGCACUCCCCAUCAUCUGGCGUCCACUCGGCUCGCAAACUUGAUGCCUGUCUCCACAUGGUACCGGGCGGCCGGCGCGGGCUCGGAGCUUGCACCGUUCGGCGCCGGCACUAGGACAGACCAGAUGGGAGACCUCGAACCCGACACGGCCCGCGGGGUCGCCGAGCUCACGUACGACGAGAAGGCCAAAACACACGACGACUAUCUCGGCGCCCAGGUCCUCGAUGCGGGUGAUCAUGGUGACAAGGCCAUCGAAAAGCGCGCCGACUCGGACGCGGCCUCGGACACUCCGCCACCGCAGAUUGGGCCAGACGGCGAGCCCAUCAUCGUCACGGGUGCCGAUGCCGCCAACUACCUCCUGUCCCUCCGCGACGACCACGACCCAUCGCUCACCUUCCGCUCGCUCUUCAUCGGUACGCUCGUGAGCGCGUUCCAGGCCGCCAUGAACCAAAUCUACAACUUCAAGCCCAGCGCCGGCGGCAUCACGGGCUCGUUCAUCGUCCUGAUCAUCUGGUUCCUCGGCCGCCUGUACGCCUUCGUCCUGCCGCGCGGCGACACGCUCGAGGCCAAGUUCCGCGAUAAACACGGCGCCGAUGCCCGUCGACCUUGGUGGCUGUGGCUCGCCAUCUUCCUCAACUCGGGCGAGUAUGGUCUCAAGGAGCACGCCGUCGCUGCCAUCAUGGCGUCCUCGGCGUCCAAUGGAGCGAGCUCGGUCUCGGUAUUCACCGUCCAGAACCUCUUCUACGACCAAAAGCUCACCGCCAACACCGUCAUCCUCACCACCCUCUCCAUCGGCCUCUUCGGAUACGGUCUCACGGGUAUCCUCCGGCCCAUCACAGUCUGGCAUCCCGAGGCGGUGUACUGGGGCAACAUUCCCCUUGUGAAGACCCUCCAGGCCCUCCACUGGGACAAGUUCAAGUCGUCCAAGCCCCUUCGCUACUUCUGGUAUGCUUUCGGAUCCAUGACGGUUUAUGAGUUCUUUCCUGCGUACAUCUUCCCCUGGUUGAAUUCCAUCUCGGUCCCCUGCCUCGCCUCGAUGAACGCGACCGGCAGCCGUGCCUCGAUCUUGACCAAUCUCUUCGGUGGCUCUCUCUCCAACGAGGGUCUGGGCAUUCUCAACUUCUCAUUUGACUGGCAGUACAUCACGUCUGGCGCCACGUCACUCCCGCUCAAGUGGCAGGCCAACUUUAUCGCCGGCUACAUCGUCUGCUGGAUCGCCUUCCUCGCCGUGUACUACGGUAAUGCGUGGGGCGCGCGCGACUUGCCAUUCCUCAGCUCAUCGCUCCGAACCCAGUCGGGCAAGCGCUACAGCUCGCUCAAGGUGUUCAAGAACGGCGUGCUGGACAAGGCAGCCCUCGCGGAAUACGGUCUUCCCAGAAUCACCGCGACUUAUGCCUUUGCGAGCACGGUCGGGACAAUGGCAAUUGGCGGCCUUAUCGCCCACUGCGUCCUCUUCUGGGGUCCCGACAUUGUCCGCAGUGUCAAAAACCUCCGGAAGGGCAAAUCGGACGACCGUCACCACGCCGCCAUGGUGCGCGACUACCCCGAGGCCCCGUGGUGGUGGUACAUCGGCGUUCUACUCUUCGCCUUCAUCCUCGGUAUCGUCGCCGUCGUCACCAAGAACCUGGGUAUCCCGGUGUGGGCUUAUAUCGUGGCCCUCCUCCUUGGUGCUGCCAUUGCUCCAUUCUCAACGCUCCUAUACUCACGGUUUGGCAACGGUAUCGCAACCAACCAGGUGAUGAAGAUGGUCGCAGGUCUCACCAUCCCUGGUCGUCCGAUUGGCAACCUCUACUUCUCCGCCUGGUCGCACACGGUCAUCGCCAACUCUCUCAACCUCGCCUCGGACCUCAAGAUGGGCGAGUACCUCAAGAUUCCUCCCCAGGUCAUGUUCCUCACACAGAUCUGGGGCACGGUGUUUGGCGCCUUCAUCAACUACGUCGUCAUGAUCUCGGUUGUCAACGCCCACCGUGACCUGCUCGUCGACACGAACGGUUCAGCGCAGUGGUCGGGCCAGGCCUUCCAGUCGAUGAACAACCAGGCGACCACUUGGGCUCUGGCAAAGUACAUGUACUCGCUCCAGGGCAAGUACUACAUUGUGCCGUUUGGCCUUCUCAUCGGCUUUGGCUUUGUCGUGCUACACCGCGUCUUUGUUAUUUUUGUCCCCCGCAUUGGUGGCAUCUCCACCCGCGAGAUCAACCUCCCGACCUUCUUCAUGUACACCGGCUGGCUGGGUUACAACCAGACCCAGUCGUGCACCGUGCUGUCCGGCGUUGCCGCUGGAUUCUAUGUGCAGUACUACCUGAGGAACUACCGCCCGCGUAUUUUCAAGGACUUUCAGUACCUCGUGACGGCGGGCUUUGACGGCGCGUCGCUUUUCGUCGUUUUCAUCCUGUCAUUUGCAGUACUCGGCGCCGGUGGACCCACUGUUCCGUUCCCGACGUGGUGGGGUAACCCGAAUACGGACACGACGUUUAUUGAUCACUGCCCCCAACCGAGUUAG
Molecule: messenger RNA, 2595 nt
Organism: Vanrija pseudolonga
Lineage: Eukaryota; Fungi; Basidiomycota; Tremellomycetes; Trichosporonales; Trichosporonaceae
Product: Oligopeptide transporter 5
Exons: 10
Coding region: 1-2595 (864 amino acids)
Biological process (GO): transmembrane transport
Cellular component (GO): plasma membrane
Molecular function (GO): oligopeptide transmembrane transporter activity
Source: RefSeq, a predicted model, not a curated record